This is a messenger RNA of Folsomia candida, 716 nucleotides long. RefSeq lists its product as uncharacterized. The transcript is spliced from 4 exons. The coding region runs from base 98 to 592 and encodes 164 amino acids. The record is from RefSeq and is a predicted model, not a curated record. NCBI's taxonomy places the organism in Eukaryota, Metazoa, Arthropoda, Collembola, Entomobryomorpha, Isotomidae.
CCUUAGACUUCUUUUUAAGAGCACGCUUUGUAAGAUCUUGCCUCUCUACUUAAGAAAACGCUACAAAUUACGUUACGUAAUUACAUUUUUAAUAAAAAUGCAGGCGUUGGAAAAUCCUUCAUCACCAUCAGGAUCUGAAUCGGACCUAGAUGUCCGCAGAGGAUGUCUUACUCAGGAGAAAGCAAAAAUAGAAAAAUUGGAAAACGACGUGGCCCAGUUUCGGCGUGAUCUUAAACCAGCUCUCGAACAGGUGCGUGAAGCCGAGGCAAAUGUAAUUGGACGAAGGGAAUAUAUAAAACACAAAAAAGCUCUGAAUAAUUGCUUUAAGAGAGCAAUGAAAUCGCCUGAUGACGUACCACGCGUUAAAUGGGGUCGAAUGGAUGAAUGGAGACGCGAGGCUGUCCUUAAGUUAGUCACGUUAAAAACAACGCCAUCUCGAUCACCCUCGGCUAUCAGGGAAACGGAGAAUGUCCCAAAUAUUCUCGAUCACAUUGCGGAGAAUAGAUUGAACGUCAUCCCGUUCCGGCUAGAAAAUGUAGAGGAGGUUCCACUUCAGUUACAAAUAUUUACUAGAAGAGGAAAUAACCUUUAGACACCGGGUACUUUAGAAUAACCGGGCAGGUCCGGGUAUCCGAAAAAAGGCCGACUACAUAUUUUUACUUAUGUAUGACUCCGAAUAUUUGUACCGUUAAUAAAAAACCGAGUUAUAAAAUGCA